This is a messenger RNA of Pungitius pungitius (ninespine stickleback), 7680 nucleotides long. It is a transcript of the gene pi4kab, whose product is annotated as phosphatidylinositol 4-kinase, catalytic, alpha b. Gene Ontology annotation, biological process: phosphatidylinositol-mediated signaling; phosphatidylinositol phosphate biosynthetic process. The transcript has 55 exons. The coding region runs from base 195 to 6578 and encodes 2127 amino acids. Gene Ontology annotation, cellular component: cytoplasm; plasma membrane. The record is from RefSeq and is a predicted model, not a curated record. Gene Ontology annotation, molecular function: 1-phosphatidylinositol 4-kinase activity. NCBI's taxonomy places the organism in Eukaryota, Metazoa, Chordata, Actinopteri, Perciformes, Gasterosteidae.
UUCCUGUCACAUUCGGUGACGUCGCCGCGUUGUCUCAGCGGCUAAUGCUGCGCAACAAAAACGCACACCGUGAAACGGAGGCCACUUGAUAAAGUUGUGCCUGCUGAGUUUCCGUACUGCGGCUGCGCCAUUUGUCCGUGUGUUUCCACUACCGAGGCUUCGCAGCGUUUCUACUGUUUGAUGUGUGGGCAAAUAUGUCCGCAUCGGGAGGCGGUACGAGAGGCUUUUACUUCAACACAGUGCUGUCGCUGGCCCGCUCUUUAGCCGCCCACCGUCCAGCACCGGUCGAAAAGGUCCAGAAGCUGCAAUGCAUGUGUCCAGUGGAAGUCCGGGGCGUGUUCACUCUGGAUGUGCGCCGCAGAGACGCUGUGGUUGCGUUGGCUGUGUUUCUGGUGGAAUCCGGCCUACAGCACAAAGACACACUUGUUCCCUACUUGCUGAGCCUAUUUAGAGGGCUGCCACGGGUCCAGUGGAUCGAAGAAAGGUUGGGCAAAAAAGGAAAGGAAUUUCUCCCGGUUGCGGAAAACUUCAGCUACUCUCUGGUGACUCUUUUGUCGGAUGUGGCUCAGAGGGACCCAGACUCCCGACAAGAGAUCAUAAACACUAUAAUGGAGGUCAUGCAGUCACUGCAGGACAUGUGCGAAACACCUGAUAAUCAUGAUAAAGUCUACUUGUGCAGGUAUGUUGUCCCCAGCCUGCUCGGCAUGACUCGGGCAUUUGGCCGGUACAGUUACACAGACGAAGCCCUGCUGUCCAAGCUGUUCCCCAAAGACCCGCCCCCAGCCCGCUGCGUCCCAGAGGAAACCGAGGGGGUGCGACGCAGGUCCUUCAAUGACUUUCGCUCCAUCAUGCCGUCCUCACUGCUCACAGUGUGCCAGAGCGGCAGUCUGCGCAGGAGGACCGGCCUGGAUCCCUCUGUACAGGUGUGUUCAGAUUCAGGGGGCCACUCGCCCUGCUCUCCCACAGCCGCUGGACAACAUUUCUUUGAAGGGGGCUACCUCCCGGACAGCAGCACAGUGGACCCCGACCACUAUUUCUCGACAGUCAGCUCCAGUUUCUCUGUGUCUCCUCUCUUCAUGGAGGCUGAAGACGAGGUGGAGGUACCUGUGGAUCAGCUUCGACAGCUCCUGAGCAUGGUGAAGAAGUUUGUUUCUGAGACGUUUUUGAAAGCUCUGGAUGCCGUCAUGACGGCGGUUACAGAGUCUAAUCCUGGAAUCAACUUCUACUACAAAUCCUUCAGCGACACUCUCUAUGUGUGCGUGUUCAAAAUGCUGCGGGACACUCUGUACUACAUGAAAGCCUUGCAGCCAAGCUUUGUACGGCAAGUGCAUGACUUUGUGCUGGAGCAGUUCAGCAGCAGCCAGUCAGAGCUCCAGCGGGUACUUCAUGACACGGGGGGGUUGCCGGUGGAGCACAGCCCCCUCAAGCUCCGUUGCCAAGCCAACGCCGCCUGCGUGGACCUCAUGGUGUGGGCUGUCAAAGACGAGCAAGGAGCUGAGAAUUUGUGCACCAAACUGUCAGAGAAGCUGCAGUCCAAAACCUCAAGUAAAGUCAUCAUUGCUCACAUGCCCCUGCUCAUCUGUUGCCUCCAGGGCCUCGGUCGUUUGUGUGAGAGGUUUCCAGUCGUCGCUCACUCUGCCUCCACCUCUCUAAAGGACUUCCUCGUGAUUCCUUCCCCUGUCCUCAUAAAACUCUAUAAGUAUCACAGCCAGUACACCACAGGCACGGGAGAAAUCAGAAUAAACGUGACCAAUGAGCACUCUCAGCCCACUUUCAACCCGCUGUCGCACAGGAAAGAUCAGCCGUCCAUGUACGAGCAGCUGCGGGACAUUUCCAUCGACAACAUAUGCAGAUGUCUCAAAGCUGGUCUCACCAUGGACAAUGAGAUAGUGGCGGCCUUUCUGGCCAGUCUGUCCAACCGGCUGUACAUUUCCCAGGAAAAUGACAAGGAUGCCUAUUUGAUCCCGGACCACACCAUCCGAGCCCUCGGCCAUAUUGCAGUGGCCCUGAGAGACACUCCUAAAGUCAUGGAGCACAUCCUCCAAAUCCUUCAGCAGAAGCUCUGCCAGCCUCCGUCCCAGCUGGAUGUGCUUAUCAUCGACCAGCUUGGCUGCAUGGUCAUUACAGGAAACCAAUACAUCUACCAGGAGGGCUGGAACCUGUUCCAGCAGAUCAGUGUGAAGGCCAGCUCAGUGGUGUACUCUUCUACCAAGGACUACAGAGACCACGGCUACAGGCACUGCUCUUUGGCAGUGAUAAAUGCUCUGGCCAACAUUGCAGCCAACCUCCAGGGGGAGCAGCUGGUGGAUGAGCUGAUGGUGAACCUGUUAGAGCUGUUUGUGCAGCUGGGCCUUGAAGGAAAGCGAGCCAGUGAGAGGGCCUCGGACAAAGGCCCCGCACUGAAGGUACGAGUCCAAGCACACAGAAACACUGCAGGAUACUUCACUGCAGCAGAAGUUUGUGAAAUGAUGACUGCUCUUUGUCUCCCACAGGCAUCAAGUAGCGCUGGCAACCUAGGAGUCCUCAUUCCAGUGAUUGCAGUGUUGACCAGACGGCUUCCGCCGAUCAAGGAGGCCAAGCCGCGUCUCCAGAAGCUGUUCAGGGACUUCUGGUUGUACUCUGUGGUCAUGGGUUUUGCUGUGGAAGGAUCAGGGCUUUGGCCGGAGGAAUGGUAUGAAGGUGUGUGUGAGAUUGCCACCACAUCUCCUCUCCUCACCUUUCCCAGCGGAGAACCUCUGCGCUCUGAACUGCAGUACAACUCUGCCCUGAAAAAUGACACCGUCACGCCGGCCGAGCUGAGCGAGCUGCGGUCGACCGUCAGCAAUCUCUUGGACCCCCCGCCUGAAGGAUCCGCCCUCAUCAACAAGCUGGACUUCGCCAUGUCCACCUACCUGCUCUCCGUCUACAGAUUAGAGUACAUGAGGAUGCUUCGGUCCAAUGAUCCUGACCGGUUCCAGGUCAUUUUUCGAUACUUGGAAGACAAAGCCAUCCAGAAAGACAAAUCUGGCAUGAUGCAGUGCAUCAUUUGUGUCGGCGACAAGGUGUUUGACGUCUUCCUGCAUAUGAUGGCUGAGAAGCCAAAGACCAAAGAGCAUGAGGAGGAGUUGGAGCGUCAUGCCCAAUUCUUGUUGAUCAACUUUAACCACACCCACAAGAGGAUCCGCAGAGUGGCGGACAAGUACCUUUCUGGUUUGGCUGAGACAUUCCCCCAUCUGCUUUGGAGCGGCCGUGUGUUGAAGACUAUGUUGGACAUCCUGCAGACUCUCUCCCUCUCCCUAAGUGCGGACAUCCACAAGGAUCAGCCAUAUUACGACAUUCCAGACACCCCGUACAGCAUCACUGUUCCUGACACAUACGAGGGCCGAGAGAGCAUAGUGAAGGACUUUGCCGCUCGCUGUGGUGAGAUCCUGAAAGAGGCCAUGAAGUGGGCGCCUUCAGUCACAAAGUCCCACCUACAGGAAUACUUGAACAAGCACCAGAACUGGGUGCCAGGACUGUCUCAGCACACUGGCCUGGCCAUGGCCACAGAGAGCAUACUGCACUUCGCCGGGUACAACAGACAGAGUACUACACUCGGCGCUGCGUUCCCUCAGGCCACCCAGCUGACGGAGAGACCCACAUGCAUGAAGAAGGACUACUCCAACUUCAUGGCUUCGCUCAACCUGCGCAACCGCUACACAGGAGAGGUUGCUGGGAUGAUCCAGUUCUCGAAGGCCACACAGUGCCAGUCAGACCUCACCAAGCUGAUGAUCCUUCAGAUGACUAGCGCUCUGGACCAAAAUGACCCAGAGGCCUUCACCCAGACCAUGUUCAAGAUGGCCGCUCUGCUUAUAACCACCAAAAACUGCAAUCCUCAGCUCCUGCACCAUCUGUGCUGGUCUCCUCUGAAGAUGUUUACUGAACACGGCAUGGAAACGGCUAUUGCCUGCUGGGAGUGGCUCCUGGCCGCACACAAUGGCGUGGAAGUGCCAUUCAUGCGUGAGAUGGCAGGAGCCUGGCAGAUGACAGUGGAGCUGAAGAUGGGCUUGUUCUCGGAGGCUAAGGUGGAGGCCGGCCCUCUGGCUGUGUCAGAGGAGAGUCGACCGGCCCCCUGCGCACCCGAUGUUGUCCCCCACUUCCUCUGGAUAGAGUUUCUGGUGCAGAGGUUUGAGAUAGCAAAGUACAGCAGCGCCGACCAGGUGGAGAUUUUCACCGCCAUUAUGCAGAGAUCUCUGUCCCUGAGUGUCGGAGGGCCCAAAAGCAGCCUGAACCGACAUGUUGCUGCCAUCGGACCAAGAUUCAGACUGCUGACUCUAGGUCUGACUCUGCUGCAUGCUGACGUUGUAACAAACGCCACCAUCAGAAAUGUUCUUAGAGAGAAGAUCUAUUCUUCUGCUUUUGACUACUUCAGUGUCGCUCCCAAGUUUCCCACUCAGACUGAUAAGCGUCUGAGGGAAGACAUCAGUAUAAUGAUCAAGUUCUAUGCCAGUCUGCAGUCCGACAAGAAGUACCUGGCAGCCGGACAGCUGGUCCCCUCAGAUCCCCUAGACAUGUCAGUGAACAGCCUGUCUGUCAUGGCGGGCACAGACAGGAACAGUCUGGAUGCGGCCAUGGGCCAGAGGCAGCAGGCGGCUCAGGGGUGGAUCAACACCUACCCUCUGUCCUCCGGGAUGUCCACCAUCUCCAAGAAAUCAGGACCGUCUAAAAAAAGCAACAGAGGCACUCAGCUGCACAAGUACUACAUGAAACGCCGGACUCUUUUGCUGGCUUUACUGGCCAACGAAAUUGAGCGGCUGACCAUAUGGUACAACCCGUUGUCUGCUCAAGAGCUCGCUAUUGCCACAGAGCAGUCGGUGGAGACCAGCAUUGCUAACUGGAGGUCCAAAUACAUCAGUUUGACGGAGAAACAGUGGAAGGACAACAUCGACCUUGCCUGGAGCAUAGCGCCUUACCUCGCCCUGCAGCUGCCUGCCAGAUUUAAAAACACCGAGGCGAUCGUCUCUCAGGUGACCCGACUGGUGCGAAUGGACCCGGCUGCUGUUUGUGAUGUUCCAGAAGCAGUUAAGUUCCUGGUGACGUGGCACACCAUCGAUGCUGACUCUCCAGAGCUGAGUCACAUCCUGUGCUGGGCCCCUGCAGAUCCCCCCACCGGACUGUCCUACUUCUCCUCCAUGUACCCUCCUCACCCGCUCACAGCCCAGUACGGAGUCAAAGUACUGCGCUCCUUCCCCCCUGAUGCAAUUUUGUUUUACAUUCCUCAAAUUGUCCAAGCGCUUCGUUACGACAAGAUGGGUUAUGUGAGAGAGUACAUCCUGAGGGCCGCUCAGACAUCUCAGCUUCUGGCUCACCAGUUCAUCUGGAACAUGAAGACAAAUAUAUACCUGGACGAGGAAGCGAACCAGAAAGACCCCGACAUAGGGGAGCUGCUGGAGCAGAUGGUGGAGGAGAUCACCACCUCUUUGUCCGGUCCGGCUCAGGGCUUCUACCAGAGAGAGUUUGACUUCUUCAACAAGAUCACCAACGUGUCGGCCAUUAUCAAGCCGUUUCCCAAAGGGGAGGAGAGAAAGAAGGCCUGCCUGGAAGCCAUGUCCCAGAUCAAAGUCCAGCCUGGCUGUUAUCUUCCCAGUAACCCGGAGGCCAUAGUCUUGGAUAUAGACUACACGUCUGGGACCCCCAUGCAGAGUGCUGCCAAAGCGCCGUACCUGGCCAAGUUCAAAGUUAGGAGGUGUGGAAUCAGUGAGCUGGAGAAAGAAGGUCUGAAGUGCCUCUCAGAUUCUGUGGAUGACAUGAAGAGUGAAGAUGAGGCCAAAAGAAUCUGCUGGCAGGCGGCCAUUUUUAAAGUGGGAGACGACUGCCGACAGGACAUGCUGGCUCUUCAGAUCAUCAGCCUGUUCAAGAACAUCUUCCAGUUGGUGGGCCUGGAUCUCUACGUGUUCCCUUACAGGGUGGUGGCCACGGCCCCUGGAUGCGGAGUGAUCGAAUGCAUCCCAGACUGCAAGUCCCGGGACCAGCUGGGCCGACAGACGGACUUCGGCAUGUACGACUAUUUUAGGAACCAGUACGGAGAUGAAUCCACUCUGGCUUUCCAGAAGGCGCGGUACAACUUCAUCCGCAGCAUGGCGGCUUACAGCUUGCUGCUCUACGUGCUGCAGAUAAAAGACCGACACAACGGCAACAUCAUGCUGGACAGCCAAGGCCACGUUAUCCACAUUGACUUUGGGUUCAUUUUUGAAAGCUCUCCUGGUGGGAACCUUCGCUGGGAACCCGACAUCAAGCUGACCGACGAGAUGGUGAUGAUCAUGGGCGGGAAGAUGGAGGCGACGCCCUUCAAAUGGUUCAUGGAGAUGUGCGUGAGGGGAUACCUGGCCGUGAGGCCCUACAUGGACGGAGUGGUCUCCUUGGUUACGCUUAUGCUGGACACUGGCCUCCCUUGCUUCAGAGGACAGACCAUCAAACAGCUGAAGCAGCGGUUCAACCCUGGCAUGAGCGAGAAAGACGCAGCCUCUGAAAUCAUCAAAGUCAUCCAGAACUGCUUCCUCAGCAACAGGAGUCGGACCUACGACAUGAUCCAGUAUUACCAGAACCAGAUCCCGUACUGAGCGCCUGUGUGUGAGCAUGUGCAUAUUUUAACUGGUACAUAGUGUGCGUGUUUGCUCUGCUCGUUUGUGCCUUUUGUUGAUGUUCAACAUUGAAGAUUGUUGCUCAUGGUUUUUGCUGCGGGUUGGAUGUUUUUUUUAUUUCCUCUCAAACCAUAUUUCUUAGUUGUCUAUUCCCUUAUUUAUUAUUUUCUAAACCAAUGUUGUUUUUAGCCGUUGUUUUCCGUUAUUGCAUCUUGACGUCUGUGCACUUUGGUAAAAUAAACCUUCUAGUUAAUCUGCCCAUUCCGUAAAUACCGAAUCAGAUAUUCUCCUGUUGUGAACGUGGAUUCCUUGAGUUGUUGAUUUUAGGAGUUUGGAGUGGAAUCGGAUACUUGAAGUAGCUGAAGCAGACCGGUUUCAGGCCUAUUGCUUCAUCUCAUACCUGGCCGUAUUACCGUGUUCCUCUCUUUAACGAACCAAUGCGAGUUCUUUGAUCUGUAGCAUGGUACUGUAUGUAGACGAGUACUGUGUGUAUUAUGGGGUGUCCGUACCACAGGAGAACUUGUGCACACAAGUUCUGAAAUACACGGGGGGUUAGUGUUUUAUAUUUACCGUUACCAUAGGGAGUGGGGCGGGGGGUUAAACGAUGCACAUGAAUCAAACUUUUCUAUUGUUUGUGCAUGAGGGUGAAACACAGAUUGAAUGACGGGCAGUGGCAUGAAGUCAAGCGUAAACUACCGUGUGGCUUUUGGUGGGAGCAUCUUUCAGAAUCCAAAGUGCUGUGCCCCAUGUUCGUGUGGGGCUUAAGCCAUGUUCUGAUGUUACUGAUUGUAAAGAUUUUGCCAUUUUGUAUAUUUAUAGCCAUAGCCCAUGAUCUCCUUUUCUAUUGUCAUGCCUUUUGAAUGAGAAUGCAUGAGAUAAAAAAUUCACAUAAAUAUCUAUUGACUUAAAGAAACUGUCUUGCUGUUUUAUUUUCGUCUGGCAUGUAAUGUGACAUUUUAAAAACGUUAUGACAUUUUACCUUUUUUUUAAAAUCAUAUGAUGGUUUACUGCUUAAAAACUAUUGUAUGUCCAAUAACUUAUAACAAGGGCUAGUAUAGUAAGUUUGAAAGUAUAGUUUUGA